This is a messenger RNA of Aquila chrysaetos chrysaetos, 1840 nucleotides long. Its product is annotated as sulfotransferase 6B1-like. NCBI's taxonomy places the organism in Eukaryota, Metazoa, Chordata, Aves, Accipitriformes, Accipitridae. The coding region runs from base 60 to 1001 and encodes 313 amino acids. Gene Ontology annotation, biological process: sulfation. The record is from RefSeq and is a predicted model, not a curated record. Gene Ontology annotation, molecular function: sulfotransferase activity. The transcript has 7 exons. Gene Ontology annotation, cellular component: cytoplasm.
UCUUUUUCUGCAUAGCAUUUCACACUGUGACAGAGCCUGUGUGUGUGAGAGGGAGAAGAAUGGAGAAGUCCAGAAAAAAAUUUGCUGAUAUCAUAGAUCAGGCAAUGGUUGCUGCUAACACAAUGGAUCGUGACGAGCUGCUUUUUUCUUACAAGGGGAUUCUCUACCCUGCUACUUUUUGCAGUCCUGAAGUAUUCAGAGCCAUGGAGUCCCUUGAAGCCAGAAGUGAUGAUAUCAUUUUGGCAGGAUACCCUAAAUCUGGCACAAACUGGGUGGGUCAAAUCUUAAAUGAUCUGGUGGGCAUAUUUGAAAAGAAAACACAGAAUAAAGAAAGCAGCAUGAAUGAUGAAGAACUAGAAGAAUUCCCCUACCUGGAAAUUGGAGAUACUGGGAAGUUUGAGCGAAUGAACAAAUUACCUUCUCGAAGAGUUAUAUUUACUCAUCUCCUUCCUGAAAAUCUUCCCAGGUCUAUCUUCAAAAGUAAAGCCAAGAUAUUGUUGCUGAUUCGCAAUCCAAAAGAUGUAGCUACAUCUUUUUACCAUUUCUCCAAUGCCAUGUCUCCUCUUCCCUCCUACGAGACCUGGGAUGAUUUCUUUGUAGCUUUCAUGACGAAGAAAAUGCCCUGGGGAUGCUACUUUGAAUACAUUUCCAAAUGGAACAAAUAUGCUGAUGAUGAAAAUGUUAUGACAAUAACUUAUGAAGAGCUAAAAGAGCAUCCGGUCCUGGGUGUGAAAAACAUAGCUGCUUUCUUUGGGUUUUCCCCGACUGAAAAAGAGCUUCAGAUUGUGGUAGAGAGAAGCAGCUUCCAGUCAAUGAAGAAAAACUCACAGAAGACCCACGGGGCGUUUGGCAAUCUUCUCUUUCGCAAAGGUGGUGUAAGUGACUGGAAGAAUCAUUUCAGUGAAGAUCAGAAUGAGAAAAUGGACAAAGCAUUUGAAGAACAUAUAGGAAGAACUAAACUGGGAAGAAAGUUAAAGUAUGAAGUGUACUGUAAAGCCUGAAGAGUCACGAAAAGUGGUUAGAGCAAGAGCUUUCCAAUUCACUUUGAGAUCAUCUGAAUGCUAUACACUAGAAAACUAGAUCAAAUUAUCCAAGCACCUUAGAAUUACUGUAAUAAUCAAAUUGCAGCAGACUUUACAGUGACAAUGAUGAAUAGCGGGCUUUUGUUUUAAAGGUGAGAUCUUUGGCUUGCUUUGGCUACACUCAUUUGCUGAAUAAGAUGGCAACUAACCAUAUUCAGAUAAACUUAACAGCCUUGUUUCAGUAGCUAUCAUCUGGAAGGAAACACCCCUUUUCUCUUUCUAGCCAAACACAGUCUUUCUAGACUACUUAUUAUUUAGUACGUAGAUUUUUUUUUUCCAAAAUGUUUCAAAUCGGGCAACAUCUUCACAGAAAAGAUCACUAGCAAAAACAUGGAUCUGACACAACCUUAAUUAAUGACAAAGGGUGUCUUCCCCAUGACUUCAGCACAAACUGGAUCAAAGCUAGAGGGAGGACAAUGAAAGGGAAUGGGGAUCAGCAUUCUUAGGCAUUUUAAUCUCUCCGAAUGCAGAAUUUCAAGAUGGAUUUCAGAUUACAGGCUAGCGUUAGCAGGCAAGAUCCACUCAGAGGCAUUGCUUUUAUAGAAUUAUAGAAUAGCCCAGGAUGGAAGGGACUUCGAAAGACCGUCUGGUCCAACCUUUCAUGGGAAAGGGGGCCUAAAUGAGAUUAUUGCAUCUUGAAAACCUCCAGUGAUGAGGACUCUACCACAUCCCUGGGGAGGUUGUUCCAGUGAAUGAUUGUUCUCACCAUAAAGAAUUUAUUUCUUACAUUGAAAUGAAACUUCCUGGUGCAACUUGUA